CCGAAGUUAGAAAAUGGCGGAGCCUUCCAUAGGAUGCUCGAGCCCAGGUACAGUAAAUGCAAACUUUCUUUAAGGUGGUUCAGCAGGCUCAGAAGACCAUGAUUUUGAUCCAACUGUUGAUAUGCUUGUACAUGAUUUUGAUGACGAACGAACACUUGAGGAAGAGGAAAUGAUGGAAGGUGACAACAGUUUCAGCUCUGAAAUUGCAGAUCUUGCAAGGGAAGGUGAAAUGCCAAUCCAAGAUUUAUUAAAUUUGUAUGGUUAUGGGAAAACUGUUCCAUUUCCUGGUGAGGAAGAUGAGGAUGAUGACGACGAUGAUGAGGAUGAUGAAGCAGAGGAGGAGGAUGAUGGAGAUGAUGGAGAUAAUGAGGAAAAUAGUGGAAGUAGUGAAGUUCCAGAGACAGACGAUCUGCCAGAUGUACAUCUACUUCAGCAAGAAAUACCAAAGAACUCAAGUGGGCAAGAUGAUGAAACUCUGUCUUCUAAUGAUGACCUUGCACCUUUGAUUACCUCACAAGAUGUGCAAGAGAUGAUCCGACCACGCAGAUGUAAAUACUUAGACAUAGGUAAUGAAGGGGAAGAAGAAUCUGAUGAUGAUGAAGAUUAUGUGCCGUCAGAAGACUGGAAAAAGGAGAUCAUGGUAGGCUCACAAUAUCAGGCUGAUGUUCCUAUAGGCGUUUAUAAUUACAAAGAGAAUGAGAGAGUAUAUGAGAAUGAAGACCAGUUGUUGUGGAACCCUGAUUUUCUGCCUGAGAAUAAAGUGGUGGAAUUUCUUUGUGAUGCUAGUAAGCGCACGGGUGAGGAGAAAGGACUGGAUGCAAUACCAGAAGGCUCGCACAUAAAAGACAAUGAACAGGCCUUAUAUGAGUUGGUUAAGUGCAACUUUGAUACAGAAGAAGCACUGCGAAGAUUAAGAUUUAAUGUAAAAGCAGCCAGAGAAGAGCUCUCCAUUUGGAGUGAAGAAGAAUGUAGGAAUUUUGAACAGGGACUUAAGGCAUAUGGAAAAGAUUUUCAUCUGAUCCAGGCUAACAAGGUGAGAACACGGUCAGUAGGGGAUUGUGUAGCAUUUUAUUACAUGUGGAAGAAGUCUGAGCGUUAUGAUUUUUUUGCACAGCAGACUAGAUUCGGAAAAAAGAAAUACAAUCUUCAUCCGGGUGUUACGGAUUAUAUGGACCGUCUCCUGGAUGAAACCGAGAGCACAGCUUCAAGUUGUGCACCUUCUCCACCUCCAACCACUUCAACCAGUAGCAGUAGCCAGACAGAAAGAGAAGAUACUGCUGCAAUCGGAAGUAAUAUGAAUGGGACAAAUGCUAAUGGUCCAGUCGAAACAUCAGAUCAGUGGCAUGAUUAUGGUGAAAUCAAAGGAUUGAAUUGCAAUGGACCUAUCAAUAAUACUGCAGCAUCUGCUCAUACCAAAUUGAACACAAAUGGCUGUGAGAAAGAUGAUUUGUACAAUGUCAAACUGAUAAAUGUACCGAAUGAAAAUGAUGAGUCUGAAUCAAGUUGUGAAAGACCAACUAAGAGACUAAAAAUCGAUCAUGACUCUGGAAGUGAAAUGAACAGCAUGAACAUUUCAGAACAAAACCUCAAACCUGAAGACCCUGAGAACUUGUCUGUUCUGUCUGACCCAUCAAGGCACCAAAUAUCUAUUGAAUUAGAAGCUCAACAAAUCUAAAGUGUGUGUAAUAACCUAAGCUUGGUCUGACUUUUUAAAAAAAAUACCUGAUUAAUAAUUGGGUUGGUUUGUAUAAAUUUGGUCAUUGACAUCAGUGAUGUCUUUUUAUAUAUCUAUAUAUUAAUAUAUAUUAAUAUAUGUAAUUUCUGACUGUCUGGACUCAAUACAUUCUAUAUUUUUGCCAGAUUUUUACAUACAAGAAAUUUUUGAAUAAGUGCUCAAGUUUUCUUGCAGUCCUUUCUGUAAAACUUGUACAGUUCCCUAAUUUGUACAGUUGCUAAGCUUUAUUGUGGAGGGAAGAUAAUAAAUAUACCAAGAAUCUAAUGGUCUGACUCAUUCCAUUUUGGUAAAGUUUUAAAUUAUUAAAAUGAUGGAAUGUUUAAAUAUUUAAGAGGUAGUGGUUUUACACUGUCUGGGACUGUGAAGAAUUUUCAGGGUCACAGUUUUUACAAGACUGUAAUUGAUUGAAGCUUUUUGUAUGCUAUUCUAUUUAGUGCAGCAUAAAUUUCAGCUUGAAUAUAAAACUUUGUCCCUCAGUGUGUUGCUGAGUCACAGUUCUGAUUACAUGCUGCAUUUUCUUUAUUUUUGAUAAGAAUUAUCUACAUGUUGAUUUAUGCAUGUUAAACUUAAAUUGUGCAAAAAGCUGUGAUAUUUUUCAUUAAAAUUAUAAGUUUUUUUUCCCCCUCAGGAUUCCUAUUAAGUUUACUCUAUUUUAAGUUUAGCAGUGUAAUAAAUGAAAUCUCAAUCCAAGAAUAACCAACUGGGAAAUUACAAGUGUUGCAUUUAUCUUUUAACUUGACAUUCCACCGUGCUUUGUAGUCAGUUAGAUACCAGCAUAGGGAAAUACAGCUGAAUCCGCAAUAUCCCAACAGUGGCCAUCAUGCAUUUAUUUUACAUCCUAGGCCACCACUGUUGAAAACAGCAACCAAUUUAAUUAGAAGUACUGUAAUGUGUUUUAAGUGCUCUGUGAAGUCUUUGUAAGUUGCUGUAGUUUAUCUUGAUGAUGCACAUUGAGGUCCCUCAAAGGGUGAAAGCUGCUUAUUCUCAUAAAGAGAUAAACUGAUUUAAAGUGGAGAGUAGACCAUCAUACUUUGGACUUGGUUCAAAGAUAAAGUUUGAGGAUUCACGUCUUUGUGUUGAAUUCAAAGCUGUCACCUGUUCUUGUAACCAUAUUUGAGUGAAAACUGGCCAACUUUUUAGUUAAACAGUAACACCUAUGCUGAUCAAGAAUUUGGCAAUGGUAAUACCAACACUUUUGACACUAAAUGACCAUUCCUCAAUUCUAAACAAAAUUAUUUGUGCCUAGGAUGCCACCCUGAACAAGUCCUUGGCUGAAAUGAUUAGCUUAUAAUCAAUUCUCUUGCCGUUCCCAAUGGUUUUAGUUUUACUAGGGUUCCCAGAUGACAUCUACUCAAAUACUUGCUUCGUCGUGAAUUAGUGUCAGUGUUUGAUUGAAGAAUGUAUCAAGUUUUCAUGAUGAUUGCUUAUGCCAGUUAGACCAAGGAAAUUUUUUAAAAUCAGUCAACACCCCUGUUCAAACAUCGCACAAGGUUCAAGUAGAUCUGUAGCCUGGGUUGUGGACACUGAUUGGCUUGCUUGUUAAGGUGGGUUGUUCGUUUGCAGCUGUUUCAUUACUCUACUGGGUAACAUUAUCAGUGCAGCCUCUGAAGUGUCUGCUGUGUUUUCCUGCAUGAUAUUAGCUCUAGGGUCUGUUGGAUUUGAUUACCUCAUUUCUAGUUUUUUCUUUGGAGUGAUGAAUAUCUAGGCUCUAGUUCUGUGUUUGUUGAAGGCUUUCAUGGUGGAGAACCAGGCCUCUGGGAAUUAGUUUAGCCUGUGUUGAGAUCCUGCUGUUGUUUCAAUUGAACUGGUAGUUCUCUGUGUGCAUGGAGAUGAGUGAGUAUUGGUUACUGGUUGGUGUAACACACACACACACAUCGCUAUGAAGACCAUCAAAUACAUAGAACUAGAUUGUGUAUAUACACCACUGCAGAUGAUGUGGGAAGAUACAACAUGAGAGGCUGUACUGGGGAAUUCAGAAUCAGGGUCAGUUUUCAGGAUAACACAGUAGGCCGAGCAGCAAAGUAUGACAUUAUGGGAUGAGACCCUGCCUCAAGAGGGGCAAGGGGGGGGAUUCUGAAAUAAACAAACAGGAGCUAGGCUGUUUAGGACUGAUGCGAAAUUUCUUCAGCCAGAGUGACAAACUGUGGCACUCUAUUCAGGCCUUGACUGUUCUAUUGAAAAGAGUAUUUUCAAGAAUUAAUUAGAUAUGUUUCCUGGAGAUAAACUGAUAAUAGGAUUUGGGGUAGAACGUGGGAAUUGAGAUUGAAUAAUCAGUCAUGCUCCUAGUGAAUGGCAAAGCAAAGCAGACUCAAAUAUGCAAUUUAGGAGUAGGGCCUCUAUUAAAACUUUAACCUAUAAUACUGAUCUGUCAAUUUUUCUCACUUUUGGCCCAGCACCAGCCUACCCGCUCAGGCUUUGACUUUUGACUCUCAUUCCCAUUUCAAGAUCCAGAUUCAAUGUGGACCACUGUAAUGGAAUAGGCAAUUCUAAUAAUUCAGAUGUAAUGUCCCAACAUGUCUCCCUCUUCUAUCCCUCAGAGAAAAAUGGAUGGGAGAAGAACAGCAACAAAGAAGCCAUUUUGAAAGUCACAUUUAGGCCAAACGAUGAGGGUGGGAGAUUUUCUUUCCUAAAAAGGACAAUUGAAAUAAAUCUGUUUUUAAGAAUAAUUCUUUAUUUUAAGGUUCACCAUCGUUUAGGCAAGCUUUUGAUUCUAGGUUUACUGAUUUCCAAGUCCACUAACAUUACCACAAUGCCAACAACCCCCAUAAAUCUUCAAGAUUAAUUUAGGAGAAUGGCAUAUGUAAAGACAGGAACAAGUUUUAACAUAAUACAGGUGAAACCAUUUACUUAUGUCUGUAUAUAAUGGAUUGAAUUUGCAAUUUCAGUGUUCUUAGCCUAAUUUUAGACUGGUUUAAAUAAUGACCAAAAUGAGUUAGCAACACACAAAUCUAACAGUUACCAAAAAAAAGGUAUUCAGGCUGGUUGCAAGAAAUUUAUUUUGAUAGAAAUAUAAGAAGAUCCAUCAACUGGUGAUUACUCGAAGAUUGCACAAUUUUAUUAAAAUUCUGCACUUUUACACAAUUGCCUUUCAGGCUCAUUUUAAUAUUUUUGGAUAAAAAUUUAUCAUUAGAAGAAUACAUCAUUUGGAAAUAUUUCAUAAUUUCUCUGCAUUACAAAAUAAUCCAUUAUAAUCACCAUUUCUACCACAUCCUUACACUAGCACUUUGCCUGUGCAUUGAUCACUUUCAAUAAAGUGGCAGUUAAAUAAUGCGGUAGUUGGUACAUUAUGCUUUGUAAAAAGAAAAACAUGUAUAUCUAGUGUAAACUAACGGGAUCUGAUUUAUUGACAGAUCCACAAAUUACUAAAAUCCUGUAAACAGCAACAAUGCUUAGAAUACGCCAAUAAAUUCAUGAUUACUCGGCUUGGAUCUUAUGUGGUCACUAUUUAUAAGUCGUGGGUGCUAAAGAAUGGAUUCUAAUACUGAAAUACAUCAAUAGCAUGCAAUUUAAUUAAAAAUAUUUGCAGUUCAUUUCUAAUACUGAUGGUAAAUCAAUUUUAUAGCUU
Stegostoma tigrinum is the source of this 5300-nucleotide messenger RNA. Its product is annotated as mesoderm induction early response protein 1-like. Gene Ontology annotation, cellular component: nucleoplasm. Gene Ontology annotation, molecular function: histone deacetylase binding; transcription corepressor activity. The coding region runs from base 122 to 1675 and encodes 517 amino acids. Gene Ontology annotation, biological process: negative regulation of transcription by RNA polymerase II. The record is from RefSeq and is a predicted model, not a curated record. NCBI's taxonomy places the organism in Eukaryota, Metazoa, Chordata, Chondrichthyes, Orectolobiformes, Stegostomatidae. The transcript has 13 exons.